AUGGUCCUGCAGCAACAAUACAGGGAAAGAAACUUUGCUAGAUUCUCUGAAUUAAUCACCAUCCUGUUGCUCGCUGAAAAGAACAACAACCUACUUUUGAGGAAUGAUCAAGCAAGGCCCACCGGUACUAGAGCAAUUCCUUUGCCUGAAGCAAAUAUUAUUGCCCAUCACGAAAAUAAUCGUGGAAGGAGGAACCGGGGCCGUGGAAGGGGAAGAAGGUCUGAACGUCCAAGGCAUGGACGAAGAAAUGGACCCAGAAAUGGCCCAUAUGACCGCGACCACCCAGGCAAUGGCCCAAGGGGUCGAGGAGGACGUGGACAAGGCCCACGUGGUGGAAACCGAAAUGCCCAAGUCCGACAGGCUCAAAUUAGAGAGAACCCUGGUCCGGCCCGUCGCCCUCAAAAUCAGCAUAAUCUAUGUUAUAGAUGUGGAGGCACUGACCAUUGGUCCCGCACCUGUCGUGCAACAGAUGAAGAGAUAGGAGAGUAUCACGCCAGACGCGGAACUCAAGAGGCCAACCUUGUGGAAGAGUCAGUCCCUAUGGAUACCACCUUGGAGAUUACUGAUUUCCAAGCAGCUAUGGAUACCACCUUGGAGAUUACUAAUUUCCCUAUGGAUACCACCUUGGAAAUUACUGAUUUCCAAGCAGCUAAUGGAUACAUCGAGGAUUGA
This is a messenger RNA of Rosa rugosa (rugosa rose), 672 nucleotides long. RefSeq lists its product as uncharacterized. Gene Ontology annotation, molecular function: nucleic acid binding; zinc ion binding. The transcript has a single exon. NCBI's taxonomy places the organism in Eukaryota, Viridiplantae, Streptophyta, Magnoliopsida, Rosales, Rosaceae. Bases 1 to 672 code for a protein of 223 amino acids. The record is from RefSeq and is a predicted model, not a curated record.